This is a messenger RNA of Homalodisca vitripennis (glassy-winged sharpshooter), 3581 nucleotides long. Its product is annotated as phosphatidylinositol 3-kinase catalytic subunit type 3-like. Gene Ontology annotation, biological process: autophagosome assembly; endocytosis; phosphatidylinositol-3-phosphate biosynthetic process. Gene Ontology annotation, cellular component: cytoplasm; peroxisome; membrane. Bases 317 to 3013 code for a protein of 898 amino acids. Gene Ontology annotation, molecular function: 1-phosphatidylinositol-3-kinase activity. The record is from RefSeq and is a predicted model, not a curated record. The transcript is spliced from 2 exons. Lineage: Eukaryota; Metazoa; Arthropoda; Insecta; Hemiptera; Cicadellidae.
CACACCAGCUGUCAUCAUGUCUUUGUUUACGUUCCGGAGCGGAACCGGACGAUUGUGGAAUGUGGAAGUGGAAAUGGAAGUGGAAGAGUGGUCUUAGAGUCUCAGUCACACAGUUCAUCUAGGGGAAAUUGUUAUGUUACUGACCUAGGUUCUUCAGUUCCUAAUUGUCUCCAAAAAUGAAGAAAUAGACUACACUUCAAUUAUCAAAUUUGGAAUGGAGAAAACAACCUGCUAAAACACAUCCAUUAGUAAAUGAUAGAGGAACUACUAGUUGUAAUUUUGGUUUAGCCUGAUAUCGAAUCCACGAACAGGCAGAAUGAAGUCACCAGACGACCACUUACACAUAGUCUACAGUUCCUCCUUGCACACCAAUGUGAAAAUCAAAAUUGGUCCAUUGAAGGGAACUCACCCUGUGCCUGAGUUUGAUCAGAUACUUGCGAAUCCCAUGAUAAAGUUCACUGGAUUGUAUGACGUCAGUAUGAAUGCUAGAGCAAGUGCAGACUUAUUGGUAGAAUCUCAGCUUUACUCUGGUGGUCGACCCCUUGCCCUGUCUGUGAGCACAUCACUCAGAGUCUCGAACUCGUCCACACAUCGGUUUGAGUGGUUCGACUUGCCAUUGAAUUUCAGUGAUCUUCCCCGUGAUGCGAUGUUAGCAAUAACUCUGUACGACUGUAUGGGUCCGAGGGCUUUGAAGCCGGUCGGAGGCACUACCAUUUCACUCUUCAGCAAACACGGGGUUUUCCGGCAAGGUAUGAUGGAUCUGAGAGUCUGGUCUGAUUGUGUGGCCGACGGGAAUACCCAGACCACCACUCCAGGCAAGGGAUCCGGUCCGGACAACGACACCUCUUUUGAUAAAGCUAGUACUUCUAGGAAAGUUGAUCUAACUAACAAGAUGCAGAAAACCAAGUUAAAUAAACUUACAAAAAAGCAUCGUGAAGGUAAUUUACCACAAGUGGACUGGUUAGAUAGAUUAGCAUUUUGUAAGAUAGAGCAGCUCAAAGAAGCAGAGAAAAAAAAAUCAAAUCAUCUCUACUUGACUGUUGAAUUUCCUGAAGUUAGUGACAAAGGGAUUAUAUACUCUGUUGUAUUUUACGAGCAAGAUGGUGAUGAGUUGUACCAGUUCAAAGAUCAUCCUGAUAUUGUUCUUCUCCCGGAUCCUGAAUUACAGCAAGAAAAUCUGGUGGAAAGUAAACAUCAUAAUCUUACUCGUAGUCUGCAUAGAGGAGUAUGUGAUAAAGAUCUAAAGCCCAACUCAUUAAUUAGAGAUAAACUGAAUGCAAUUAUAGCUAGCCCACCAACAAAGCAGUUAACCACAGAGCAGCAAGAUUUAAUAUGGAAAUACAGAUUCUACUUGAGCACCCAAAAACAAACAUUGGCUAAAUUUCUUCACUGUGUAAACUGGGAUUUAGCUGGGGAAGCUCGACAAGCAGUGGAUAUGUUACAGCAGUGGGUGCCUAUGGAAGUGGAAGAUUCUCUGCAGUUCCUGAGUUCAACCUUUACCCAUCCAGCUGUUCGAAGGUAUGCCAUCUCUAGACUACAACAGGCAUCAGACGAUGAUCUUUUGCUCUAUUUACUUCAACUUGUGCAAGCGCUUAAAUAUGAAGACUUUUAUGACAUAAAUGAAGUAUAUGAAAGAAUGCAAACAAAAGAGUGUAGCACUCCUGAUACUGAUCAUAAGGAACUUCCACGUCCCUCCACAAGCAGAUGCCCUGACUCCAAAAACAAGAGUAAUUUAGAAGUGGAAAAGGAUGAAAAUAAAAAUCUUGCUACUUUUUUGAUACAUAGAGCUUGCAACAACCCAACACUGGCCAACUACUUCUAUUGGUACCUCAUCACAGAGUGUGAAGAUCAAGAAGUGACCGUAGAGAUGGACACGAAAGUCAGGGAAAUGUACUUGACUGUGAUGCGUAUAUUUCAAGAGACACUACAAAAAGGAUGUACAGAAUGGCAAAAACAACAGCAGAUACUUCAGCGUCAAGUCUCCCUCGUAGAUGAGUUAGUAAAAUUGGUCAAGAGUGUCCAGCGAGAAAACUGUAAUCGCAAGAAAAAAAUAGAGCAACUGCAGACACUCUUAGCCGAUAGUGAAGCAUUCAAAAUCAAUCUAGCAGAUUUUGAACCCAUGCCGUUUCCUCUUGAUCCUAGAAUCAGCAUUCAAGGUAUUGUCCCUCACGAUGCUAUUUUGUUCAAAUCAGCCUUAAUGCCUUUACGCCUCACCUUCAAAACAACUGAUGGCUCCGAGUAUGUGGCCAUAUUUAAGCAUGGGGACGAUUUACGUCAGGAUCAAUUUGUUUUACAGAUCAUAACAUUAAUGGAUAAAUUGUUAAGGUUGGAAAAUCUUGACUUGAAAUUAACUCCGUACAGAGUGCUCGCUACAGGAACAAAACAUGGAUUUGUGCAGUACAUUGAUUCCCUAACUGUUGCUGAUGUAUUAAAGUCCGAGGGUACUAUUCAGAAUUUUCUGAGGAAGAGACAUCCGAGUGAGUCGAGUUCUUAUGGUAUCGCUCCAGAUGUCAUGGAUACUUACAUACGCAGCUGUGCCGGUUACUGUGUUAUAACAUACAUACUGGGUGUUGGUGACCGACACUUGGACAAUCUGUUGUUAACUACCUCAGGUAAACUGUUCCACAUAGACUUUGGUUAUAUCCUCGGGCGAGACCCAAAACCUCUUCCUCCACCUAUGAAACUCAGCAGGGAAAUGGUGGAAGCGAUGGGUGGGACGGACUCUGAACACUACCGUGAAUUCAGCAAACUGUGUUAUACCGCCUUCCUCCAUCUCCGCAGAAACGCUAAUGUCAUUCUCCACCUGUUUUCUCUGAUGGUGAAUGCCAAUGUGCCCGACAUUGCAUUGGAACCCGACAAAGCUAUCAAGAAAGUGCAGGAUAAGUUACAACUAGAAAUGACGGAUGAGGAAGCUGUGCAGUUGUUUAAAAGUUUACUAGACGAAUCUGUAACAGCUGUUACAGCUGUCGUAGUUGAGAAAUUUCAUCAGUUUGCUCAAUAUUGGCGAAGUUAACGAUAUUAUUACCUAGAUAAUUUUAGGUAGUUUAGAACAAAGAAAUUCAUUGACGUUCAGUUAAAAGAAACUAUCUUAACUAAAUGUCAAUGAAUUUCAUUUUUCUAAACUUACUAAAAUCAUCUAGAUUUUCAUAUUUUAACAAUCAUCUAUUUUAACAAUCUACAUGAUUUUAGGUAGUUUAGAUAAAAGAAAUUCAUUGACAUUUAGUUAAGAUAGUCUUAACUGAACGUCAAUUAUUUUCCUAACUAUAUUCCAUGAUCUAUAAUGAAAUAAUAAAUUAACAGAAAAAUCGUUAUUUAGCAUCUGAAUAUACAUGGAAUUAUAGAUUAUGGAAUAUAGUUAGGAAAAUUUGAUUUUGAUAAUGAUACAUAUACAAUAGAUAAAUAAUAUUCACUGAAAUAUAUGUGAGUGUAAAAUAAAUAUUGAAAUAACAAACUGUUUUAAGCAAACAUCUAUAUCGAUUAAUUUUAUGUGUAUCAAUAUCAAGAUCAAAUGAAUAAUUUUUAAGUUAAAUUAAUUUUACCAUUUUCUGCUAAUUGAAUCUAUUUACACAAAUUAAAAUGCA